This is a messenger RNA of Capronia coronata CBS 617.96, 2427 nucleotides long. RefSeq lists its product as uncharacterized. The coding region runs from base 1 to 2427 and encodes 808 amino acids. Lineage: Eukaryota; Fungi; Ascomycota; Eurotiomycetes; Chaetothyriales; Herpotrichiellaceae. The record is from RefSeq and is a predicted model, not a curated record. The transcript has 4 exons.
AUGGAGCAGACAGUCGAAAUUCUAAACAGCCAAAGUUCGCCGAAGCACUCUUGGUCAUCGGAGGAGCGUCUUUUACUUGCUAUCAUCAACAAAGUGUAUGACCAGCCGAUAAAAGAAGUCUCGCUCAUCUUCAACAGUAUAUGUCACAACCAGCUGGCGAAGGAGGGGAUCUCGAAUGGGCUGUCGAUCUCGACGAUCAGGGCACAGAUUGCUGACCUGAAGAGAACCCCUAGAGUUGUCCAGGAGUAUCAACAUGUUCAAUCAAUGUCUUUGGACAUAGCGCACAAAGUAUUCCGCCAGCAACGACGGCGGAUUGAAACUGCGGCAGAAUCGCUUGGGAUCUCGUUGAAGCCGCGAUUGUAUCAAGUCCCAACCCCCGCACCUACCAAAAGAUCCUACAUCGCUAGAGACACAGAUUGGGAUGACGAGUCGGACAUCUCUGACGGGCCAGAAGCAUCCACUUACAAAACGCAAGGUAAGCCCGGCAGCCUGAAAAAGAAGAUGGCCUUAGCACCACGAUCAAGUGUACUAUCGUGGGACACCGAAGAAGAGAUGAGAAAUAUGGAAGUGGCCUCUCCACAAGAUACGGAUACCUCGAUCGGCUCGGUCUCAUCAUACACUGAUUCCGAUUCCUCUGCGUCGUGGUGUACACAGUCGGAUUCAGAAGACACUCAGCAGUAUUUUCAAGAGACUGGACAGAACGACUUUUCGAUAUCCGCCUCUAGGAUGGAUGCAAGAUUAAGGAUCUCCUUCGAUUAUAGAGGCAGACCAACGAAAAAGCAUCCGCGUCUCUUAUUUCGAGCCUUUGAGCCCGCCUAUGGACUGAAUUUGGAAAAGGUCGGUGAGAGUGUGUCUACUCACCUCAGCUUGGAGAGACGGCCAGGAUAUACCGGUAUUGGUGAAUUCCUUUCCUGGGGUUCAGUCACCGGUAAGCCAGUGGCUAUCCUAGGUAAAGGAGCGGCUCUCAAUCUCUACCACGCAUUCAAGGGUAUUCGAGGUGUGGGCUACGAUUCUGGGGUUGUUAUCGGCCAGGUAAUAGUAUCCGAGGUGGAUAGAGCUUCUGGGCCUGCCUAUCGCGACUUUGUCGACGGUGUCUACGAUGUGCCGGGCCACAAGCUACCAGAAAGUGACUCCGGUGCGGAAGGCCAAGUUUUCGAUGACGAUUGGGAGCCAGCAUCCCAUCUGGAUGACCCGCAGACCACCCGGUUCAAGGCUGUUCGACAAGCUCAUAUUACUGUGGAGAUUCCUAGUAUAACAAUGAAAUCCAAUUCGCAAACCGCAAGCGGAUCAGAAACAAACACCCAUCGUCGAAAGGAGGAAACAGAAGAGGAUCUUCAAAGCCUUGUUGAUUCCCAACUGGCCCAGACAGGUUUAGAGUUUGGCAUCACAGCACUUCGAGGGGAUACUUCUUCACCUCCUGCUUCAACUGAAGGUGAUAACUCUCGAGCCAUACUUGGAGAAGACUUCAGAUCGAACUCGGUCAACCUCCUACCGAGGUGGUCAACUAUGGCUACGACCCUCCAAGGAGAUUCUAUGACAGUCGAAAAGUCAGACUAUGCCCUCGGCCCUAAGGAUGACUUCGACCGCUUUAUCUCGCGAGAACAGCUGGACUCUGACCCCAGAUAUGACGCUUUCAUGGCAGAACUCCUUAAGUUCGCGAAGCUGCCUACGCCGGCACCACCGUCUCCCCUGCAACUUCCGACUCUUCCAAGCAUUGUAACGGCUUCGAGUCCAAGAUCAGUAUCGGCAACCGCGGUGCCGGGUCAGAAUCCUGUACCAAUUACUCUACCUUCCGCCGUCGGACCUGAGAAAACAUCUGGGCACGACCGUGAAUCGCCGUUGUCCCCCUUAAGAAAAUCCAUCCCAUCCAAAGACGGAGACGGUGACCACUCACUAGCAAUAAGUCGGCCUGGGUUGAAGUCUGUACAACGUACUCUUACAGAGCAGUGGUCAGUUAUGAAGGGCACCACUACUACCCCAACAGUCGAUGCGACCGCCAUCAGAACACAAGCGAAAAACACAGGUCCGAAGAAGAAUCAGCAGCAGCAGCAGCAGCAGCAACAGCAGGGAGCAACCGUCCCAGUGGUAGAACCGCAGUUCUUAGCCUCAAACACCACGACAUCUUCAGAACGAUCGGAUCCUGUAAUUAUCGACCUCGACGCUGGCUCUCAGACACCGCAAGGCGUAUCCGGCAACAGGGCUGGCGCUCCUACCCAUGGCUUCAGAGGUUUCGGCACUAGAAAGCCUGCGCGUUCGACUCGCACGAAAGCAAAAGACAAUAUAGAGAUCGGUUCAGUGAUUGAAAUCUCAGACAAUGACGACCUCGAGAUCAUUGCCACUACCACCCGUCUUCAUGCGAGGAUGCGCCGGACUGUACUAACUAUCCGAAGUCGGAGUCUGAGCGAGGCCGUGGUUCUCAAUUCAUAG